AUGCUAGAGAAGACCGCAGCCCCUGAGAGGCGAUUUAGUGUGGAUGGAAAGAGUUUAGUGAGACACCAGGGUGGAAAUGGGUUUCCAAGUACAUUGCCUGAUGCUUUAUUAUGUCUUUCAGUUUUUUUCAGGAAGAUCUUCAUCUUGCAACUAGUAGGGCUGGUGCUAUCCUACAAUUUCACUGACUGUGACUUUGAAAAGAUUAGAAAGAAAUAUCAGGAAGUCAUUUAUCAAGCCCUGGAGAAAUAUAUGAAUGGGAUCAAAAGCACCGAAUUCAACAAUCCCAUCUAUUGUGAAGACCCGCCGGAUUGCCUUACUAAAAUCGAACGCAUUACCUUCUAUCCCACCCACGGCUGCACGUCUCUCGCCAAGGAAAUCUUUGCGAUAGGAACUAAUGCUACGCUCACUCUCCAGUGCCCAGGCUACUCCGGAAUGCAGACAAAUAAUACCCAGGCAAAGAAGAAAAGAAAGAAAAGAGAAGUCACAACGUAUAAAUGCCGGGAACAAGUUGCAUACUUAAUGGAACUGUGGCGUCGUUUCAGUCGUAUUUCUUAG
Messenger RNA from Enhydra lutris kenyoni (northern sea otter), 555 nucleotides. It is a transcript of the gene TSLP, whose product is annotated as thymic stromal lymphopoietin. Lineage: Eukaryota; Metazoa; Chordata; Mammalia; Carnivora; Mustelidae. Gene Ontology annotation, molecular function: cytokine activity. The record is from RefSeq and is a predicted model, not a curated record.